AUGGCUCGUACCAAGCAAACCGCUCGCAAGUCUACCGGUGGAAAGGCUCCCCGUAAGCAGCUCGCCUCCAAGGCCGCUCGCAAGUCCGCCCCCGCCCAGACCGGUGGUGUCAAGAAGCCCCACAGGUACAGGCCCGGUACCGUCGCUCUCCGUGAGAUUCGUCGUUACCAGAAGUCUACCGAGCUCCUCAUCCGCAAGCUCCCCUUCCAGCGUCUCGUCCGUGAGAUCGCCCAGGACUUCAAGACCGACCUCCGUUUCCAGUCUUCCGCCAUCGGUGCUCUCCAGGAGGCUGUUGAGGCUUACCUCGUCUCCCUCUUCGAGGACACCAACCUUUGCGCCAUCCACGCCAAGCGUGUUACCAUCCAGCCCAAGGACAUGUCCCUUGCCCGCCGUCUCCGUGGUGAGCGUGCUUAA
Saitoella complicata NRRL Y-17804 is the source of this 414-nucleotide messenger RNA. Its product is annotated as histone H3. Gene Ontology annotation, cellular component: nucleosome. The record is from RefSeq and is a predicted model, not a curated record. Gene Ontology annotation, molecular function: structural constituent of chromatin; DNA binding; protein heterodimerization activity. NCBI's taxonomy places the organism in Eukaryota, Fungi, Ascomycota, Saitoellomycetes, Saitoellales, Saitoellaceae. The coding region runs from base 1 to 414 and encodes 137 amino acids. The transcript is spliced from 2 exons.